This is a messenger RNA of Aphanomyces astaci, 1489 nucleotides long. RefSeq names its product deoxyribose-phosphate aldolase. Gene Ontology annotation, cellular component: cytoplasm. The coding region runs from base 1 to 984 and encodes 327 amino acids. Lineage: Eukaryota; Oomycota; Saprolegniomycetes; Saprolegniales; Verrucalvaceae. Gene Ontology annotation, biological process: deoxyribonucleotide catabolic process; carbohydrate catabolic process. The record is from RefSeq and is a predicted model, not a curated record. Gene Ontology annotation, molecular function: DNA binding; deoxyribose-phosphate aldolase activity. The transcript has 4 exons.
AUGGGACGCAAGCGCGGCGCCGUGUGGAACGAAUUUGUGGAGCUUCCAGAGAACGGCGAGCCGCAGAUGAAGAUGCCACGCAUCGAGUGCAAACACUGCAAGGCGACAGUGUCCAAAUCUUCCAGCAGAGCUGUAUCCCAUAUUCGUUCGUGUCCAAAGUUCACAGGCGAGCUCCCAGAAUCAAACGAUGCAGACGAUCACCAUCUCGAAGCAGUGUACAUGAUGCGUGCACCUGCAGUCAAGGACGAGGACGUGAAGAAGUUUCAUCCCAUGAGUCGAAUGAUCGACCACACCCUGCUCAGGGCCGACGCCACGGCCGACGAUGUUUCCGUGCUGUGCAGAGAAGCCUUGGAAAACGGGUUCUACUCUGUAUGCGUCAAUGGCAUAUUCGCUGCCCACGCCCGUCAAGUACUCAACCUCCAUGAGAAGAAACGAAGCAAGCAGCGGCACUCGCAUUCCGUCAAAGUGUGUUGCGUUGUGGGGUUUCCCCUUGGAGCGUCCACGUCCGAGGUGAAGGCGUUCGAGGCAGCCCAAUACAUCGACGCCGGCGCCCAAGAAAUCGACAUGGUGAUCGCCGUGGGCAAGUUGAAAGGCGGCGACCACGCGUACGUGCUACGCGACAUCAGUGCGGUGGUCGCAGCAUGCAAGCGGCCCCACACGAACGCGGUCACGUGCAAAGUCAUCUUGGAAACGGCGCUGCUCACGGAAACCGAGGUCGAGAUCGCGUCGCGACUGGCCAUUUCGGCCGGCGCCGACUUCAUCAAGACCUCCACGGGGUUCUCCACGCGCGGCGCGUCCGUGCAUGAUGUCCAGGUGAUGGCGCGACUGGCGCGACCCCACAACGUCCAGGUCAAAGCCAGCGGCGGCAUCCGAUGCGUUGAGGAUGCGCAAUUGAUGCUCCAUGCAGGGGCGACGCGGUUAGGCACGUCGGCAGGCGUGGCGAUCACCAAGGGUGCAAAUCCCACUUCCCAGUUUCAAGCGUAGAUAUGACUGACACACAUGUGUUUUGAUUAACAUAUUGCGCGUGGGUGGUGGUUGUUGGUGCUAUUAUUCCUACAGAGGGGCGGCCGUGGUCAUCAAAGCGACAUGUUGUAGUCCGACACGACGGGAGGAGGCGUGGGAAGGUGGGCGAUGAUCAAGCCCGCAGACGUGCCCAGUCGCGUGGCGCCUGCUUGGAUCAAGAGCUGCGCCUGCUCCAUCGAGUGGAUGCCGCCGCUUGCUUUGACCUGGACGUUGCGAGGGUGUGCGAUUCGCGCCAUGGACUGAAUGUCGUGGACGGACGCGCCGCGCGUGGAGAAGCCCGUGGACGUCGUGACGAAAUCGGCACCCGUGGAGAUGGCCAAGUGACUCGCCGUUUCAAUCUCUGGGUCAGUCAGCAACGCGGUUUCCAAUAUGACUUUGCUCACGGCGCUGAACUUCUUGCACGCGGACACUACUGCACUGCACCACACGCAUAUAUAUGACAUUUAAGCCAAGAUGAACGACGAGG